AUGUUCAUUGAGGAGUCUGCUCUUGAAGUCUCAGCCUUGGCUAGAGUGAACCCCGGACAGAAAUUCCUAAGGAUCCACAAACAACUCAUAGAGGACUUGGGCCACAGUGGCAGCCUUCUGGUCUCUUGUACGGUGUCACCUGAGAGGGUGUGUAGUUAUCAGGAUGUUCUGGACCACCUGAACCUGACCAGAGGAAACGAUGUGUUCACCUCCACGCGGCCCGUGCUCGACCACACACACCCAACCAUGGUGCACCUGGAUGUCUACCUAUACGCUAUCCUCGCCGUGAUUGAGAAGUCCCAGACCUUUGUUCCCUUCAUCUGGAUACAACUGACCUGGAAUAAUGAGCGGAUCUGGUGGGAUCCUAGUCAGUUCUGUGGAAUAUCCAGGGUCUCCGUUCCCAAAGAGAUGUUGUGGAUACCAGACCUCUUAAUCUAUGAGAUGAUAGAGAAGGACAAUGGCCCUCACAGCCCAUACCUGUAUGUGUCCCAUGAUGGGAUCGUCUUAAUAGAGGACGAAAUGAAGGUGGUCAGCACCUGUAAGAUGGACGUCCACAAGUUCCCCUUUGACACACAGAGAUGUAACAUCACAUUCAGCUCCGCCAUACACAUCGUGACAGAUAUACAGCUCAUUCCUUUCUCUAACUCGUCCCGGGUCACCCAGGCUUCUCGUGAAGUCAUGCAAACGCAGGGAGAGUGGGAGUUCCUGGACAUGACUGUCUCCAGGGGCAAACUAAUCUUAGAUCGCGAGUGGGACCAGAUCUCAUACACUAUCACCAUGGCGAGGAGGCCCCUCCUCCACGUCAUCAAUUUCCUGCUUCCCAUCCUGUUCUUCCUGUGUCUGGACCUGGCCUCCUUCCUGAUCUCAGACCAGCGGGGGGAGAAACUAGGCUUUAAGGUCACCGUGCUGCUGGCCAUCUCUGUUUUGCUGCUCAUCCUCAAUGACAUACUGCCCUCCAUGUCAAACAGGACCCCUCUCAUAGCGACCUACUGUAUAGUGAUCUUUGCCUUCAUGUUGCUAAGCCUGUUGGAGACCAUCUUAGUGACUCACCUGAUGGAGAGAGAUUCCGUACACCAAGAGACAGGUAUAGACCGCGCCCCCGCAUAUGACUGUGACAACAAACCAGACCACACCCCCUGUCACACCUGUGACUCAGAGGAGGAGAGGAGGCGUGGUUGCUGUGCCUGUAUCUGUGAUGUGUCUGGAAGAAAAGCUCCAUGUGAACCAUUGCCUGUUGCAGAAGAGGUCAUCUGUAGCGAGCAAGGAGAGACUCGCCUGCUGCUGUCGAUUCUGGGGGACCUACGGGCGGUUGAGCGGACAUUAGCGUUGUUCGCCAGUGGCAGGAGGGAGGGGAAACCUGGCUAUUGGACCAGAGUGGCACGGCGCCUCAACGCCGCCUUCUUCACCAUCUACCUCAUCUCUGUCAUGCUCUUCAUUAGCCUUAUGUGUAAGGAGUGGUUAAAUUAGACCUAGAAUUAAAUUACCAAUUGCAUAUCCAAAUCUAGACAUCAGAGCAUGCUUGUAUACUUCAUGUUUACGUCCCAUUUUCUCACGUGCAGUGCCACUGUCGAUGGGUGUUUUGUUUUGAAAGGCAUGUGCAUUUAUGUAGCUCAUGUGCAUAAAAUAUAUUUUAAAAAUUAUGUUUAGCAUAUUCAAACACUAUGGAGAGUACUUAUGUUAGCCAACUGUGUGCUUUUCAUUUCAUAUAUCAUGUUAU
Messenger RNA from Oncorhynchus nerka (sockeye salmon), 1717 nucleotides. RefSeq names its product 5-hydroxytryptamine receptor 3A-like. Gene Ontology annotation, cellular component: synapse; neuron projection; plasma membrane. Lineage: Eukaryota; Metazoa; Chordata; Actinopteri; Salmoniformes; Salmonidae. Gene Ontology annotation, molecular function: acetylcholine-gated monoatomic cation-selective channel activity; transmembrane signaling receptor activity. Bases 1 to 1467 code for a protein of 488 amino acids. Gene Ontology annotation, biological process: monoatomic ion transmembrane transport; signal transduction; chemical synaptic transmission. The record is from RefSeq and is a predicted model, not a curated record. The transcript is spliced from 10 exons.